Mustela erminea (ermine) is the source of this 3827-nucleotide messenger RNA. RefSeq names its product immunoglobulin superfamily member 1-like. Gene Ontology annotation, biological process: cytokine-mediated signaling pathway. NCBI's taxonomy places the organism in Eukaryota, Metazoa, Chordata, Mammalia, Carnivora, Mustelidae. The transcript is spliced from 16 exons. Gene Ontology annotation, molecular function: inhibitory MHC class I receptor activity. The record is from RefSeq and is a predicted model, not a curated record. Bases 106 to 3210 code for a protein of 1034 amino acids.
GGUCAUAUCCACCCCAGGUCCUAGUCCCUGAAAGACCUCAGGACUGGGGAGGAUCAGUAGUGUCGGAGGCCAGCCCCUGGCCAGGGCGGCCUCCGCCAUUAAAAGAUGGCGCCUGGCGAGCUGCCAAGAAAAGUUGCCUCACCAGCCCUCACUGUUCUUCUCUGCCUCGGGCUCUGUCGGGGCCUGUGGGACCAGGCACAGAUCGGGACCCUCCCCAAACCCUCCAUCUGGGCUGAUCCCAGCCCCAUGGUCACCAAGGGGAGCCAUGUGACCAUCUGGUGUCAGGCGUCUCUGCAGGCUGACGACUACUAUCUGUAUAAAGACAGGCUCAUUGUGCCCUUGGAGACCUUGAACACCUCACGGGAUUCCAGCAACAAGGCCGGCUUCUCCAUUACAUCCAUGAGCUCACACAAUGUAGGGCAAUACCAGUGUUUUUAUCAGAUUGGGGAGAUCUUCUCACAACCCAGUGACCUCCUGCCUCUGGUGAUGACAGGACAGCAUGAGGCACCCUCCCUCUCAGCCAACCCAGGCCCUGUGGUGGCCUUGGGAGGGAACGUGUCCCUCUCCUGUAGCUCAUCGUGGCCACGGGGGUCAUUCCGUCUGCUGAAGGAGCAGGAGGCUGAUGCACCCCAACACCUGGAGUGGAUGUUCCGUCGUGAGAGGGGGCAGGGGAUCUUCCAUGUGGGCCCUGUGAACACCUCCCAUGCGGGGACCUACAGAUGCUACAUUUCUCCCCAGUCGUACCCGGAUUCGUGGUCACAUCCCAGUGACCCUCUGCACCUUCAGGUCAUAGGUGUCUACAAGGAGCCCUCCCUCACGGCCCAGCCGGGCUCCCUGGUGCAGUCUGGAGACAGCCUGACCCUCCAGUGUCACUCAGAGACUGGCUUUGACAGAUUCGCUCUGACCAAGGAUGAGGAGCUCAGAGCUCCUCAGAGUCUAGAAGGGCAACCCAGCCCCAACUUCCUCUUGGGCUCUGUGAACCGCACCCAUGGGGGCCAGUAUCGAUGCUACUGUGGACACAAGCUCUCCUCCACCUGGUCGGCCCCCAGUGCCCCUCUGGGUGUCCUGAUCACAGGAAUGUAUGAGAAACCGUCCCUCUCAGCCCAGCCGGGGACUUCAGUGUCCUGGGGAGAGAAUGUGACCCUGCAGUGUCGCUCUGAGAUCUGGUCUGAUACCUUCCACCUGUUCAAGGAGGGGUCCCUCGCUCCUCCCCAGGUCCUUCGUCCGCAGUACACAGCAAAACAUUAUCAGGUCAACUUCAUCCUGAGUCCCGUGACCUCAGACCUCGAGGGGACCUACCGGUGCUAUGGCUCACACAGCAACUCCCCCUACCUGUUGUCACAGCCCAGUGACCCCCUGGAGCUCCUGGUCUCAGUGUCAAACAGCCAAGAUUACACCAUGGAGAAUCUUAUCCGGUUGGGGAUCUCUGCCUUGAUCCUGAUGGUUCUCGGGGUGCUGCUCUUUCAAGCUCGGCACCGUCAGGGAAGACCCCAAGAUGCAGCCAGGACAUACACUUCAGGACGACAUCAGCAGAUGGGAACUGAGGAGCAGAGCAAGGACACGCCGCCCAAGGAAGAACUGGCCACCGCAUGGCCACACCCUUUGUGUCUGUCUGUCCCGCGGUCACAGUCGACCCUCCAUCUGCACAGCCGGAAGCAGAGAGGAGAAGCCAUGACCCCCACCCUCACAGCCCUGCUCUGUCUCCGGCUGAGUCUGGCCUCCAGGACCCAAGCCCAGACAGGGACCCUCCCCAGACCCACUGUCUGGGCUGAGCCAGGCUCUGUGAUGCCUUGGGGGACAUCUGUGACCAUCUGGUGUCAGGGGGGCCUGGAAGUCCAGGAGUACCGCCUGCAUAAAGAGGGAGAGUUAGAGACCUGGGACAGACAGAAGCCACUGGAAUCCAAAGACAAGGUCAAAUUCCCCAUCACACACAUGGCAGACAUAUAUGCAGGAAGAUACCGCUGUGACUAUCUCAGUCCCACUGGCUGGUCAGAGCCCAGUGACCCCCUGGAGCUGGUGGUGGUGACAGGAUCCCAGGGCAAACCCAGCCUCUCAGCUCUGCCCAGCCCUGUCGUGACCUCAGGAGGGAACGUGACCCUCCAGUGUGCCUCACAGAUGGGAUUCCACGGGUUCAUUCUGAUGAAGGAAGGAGAGCGCCAGCCCUCCUGGACCCUGGGCUCCCAGCCAGCCCCCCGUGGGGGGACCCAGGCCCUGUUCCCUGUGGGCCCCGUGACCCCCAGCCUCAGGUGGACGUUCCGAUGCUACGGCUAUUACAGCAACACCCCCCAGGUGUGGUCGGACCCCAGUGACCCCCUGGAGCUGCUGGUCUCAGGUGUGUCGGGGAAGCCCUCCCUCCUGACCCAGCAGGACACUGUCGUGACCUCUGGACAGAGGCUGACCCUCCAGUGUCGCUCUGAUGUCGGCUACGACAAAUUCGCUCUGUCCAAGGAGGGGGCACCUGACCUUCCACGGCGGCUUAGCCGGCAGACCCAGCCUGGGCUCUCGGGGGCAACCUUCUACCUGGGCCUGGUGAGAACCUCCCUUGGGGGCCGGUACAAGUGCUACGGUGGACACAACCACUCCUCUGAAUGGUCAGCCCCUAGUGACCCCCUGGACAUCCUGUUGGCAGGACAGCUGCCCUACACACCCUCCCUCUCAGUGCAGCCUGGACCCAUGGUGGCCCCAGGAGAGAAUGUGACCCUGCUGUGUCAAUCACGGAGCUCUGUGGACACUUUCCUUCUGUCCAAGGAGGGGGCAGCCGAUCCCCCGCUGCGUCUUAGAUCACAGUACCGAGCUGGGCAGCACCAGGCUGAAUUCCCCAUGAGUCCUGUGACCUCAGCCCAUGGGGGGUCCUACAGGUGCUAUGGCUCCGCCAGCACCUCCCCCUACCUGUUGUCACAUCCCAGUGAUCCUCUGGAGCUCCUGGUCUCAGAGCAGCACCUGCAGAUGAUGGCAAAGGGAACUCAGGUGACAAGGACGCCAGACUCAGAAACCAGUCCUCUUUCUCCUGUAUGCAUUGGGGUUAGACUGGAUUCACACAGUCCUUGUGGGGAACAAGCUCUGGCAUUCCCAGGCUUGGACCCCAGAGAUUACACGGUGGAGAAUCUGGCCUGCAUGGGCAUGGCUGCCUUGAUCCUGGUGGUCCUUGGGAUUCUGCUGCUAGAGGCUCAGCACAGCAAGAGAAGGACCCCAGACACAGCCAGGAGCUAAACAUGAGGGGGAACAAAGCCACCAUUCCAUAUAGCAGAGCUGUGGGCAUGCAUCCCAGGUGCCCAGAGGGAUCUGGAGGAAAGCCUGCAGCUCACCCUCGCUGAUCUGUCUGCUGACAACAUCGAGGGGGAGCAUGGUUCAGGUGCAGGACAUGUCUGGGCUGCUUCUUGCCCAGGACUUGUCCCCCGUGACCUGUGGGGCUUUCCCUCCUGCAUUGCUGGACAUCCUUGACUGCCCCGUCUUUCCUCAUCCCUGUGACUUGAGGGUUCAUCCCACACAGCAGGGCUGGUUCAUACCUUCUUACAGCGGCAGCUCUGGUCCACCUUCAGGGGAUACAUUUUCCUUCACUUUCCAUUUCCACCUUCCCUGAUGUCCACUAUCGCCCUCCAUUCCUCAGCCGAAAACACAGACUCUGUUUUCAUAAGUAAAUAAGUGGGUGAAAAUCAGGCCUGCUUUGGAACAGAUGACUCCAAAACCAUUCCCUGAACCCUCUCUAGACUCACAGAGCUCUUCUUUCCUCGUGCGGUGACACCUGGUGGAAUCUUCCAGAGACACCAUCAGUUUGAGUGAGCUCAGGGAUGUGUGAGGUGCAAGGAAUAAAUGUUUGUUUAUUUUAA